Molecule: messenger RNA, 2120 nt
Organism: Cuscuta campestris
Lineage: Eukaryota; Viridiplantae; Streptophyta; Magnoliopsida; Solanales; Convolvulaceae
Source: the annotation of a GenBank genome assembly
GAUUAUAUAUUGUGUGCAUGAUAUCAAAUGGUUAUUUUUGAAUUGAGAUUCAAUUUAUGAGGAUGCUCGACGCUUUAGAUAUACUUACUCAGCUUCAUCGCUGAGCGUGUAGUAUGUUUUAUUUGCUACACGCAGGUAGGCAGAAUGAAUGAUUGGCAUGUUCCUGGCAGCAGAAGGGGCGAGACUAUCGUGGUGGAAUUUGUGAUUUUAAAAUAAAUAAUUGUGUUGUUAUUAAACAUGGUUUAAAUUGCUUCCGCACUAUUGUUAAACACUCCGUUUUUGCUACAGUUAUGUAUUAAAUAAUAUUUAUGAUGAAUAAAAGUAUUUUGAAAUGUUUUAAAUUUUACGAUUACCAAGUUAAUACUUUAGUUCGAAAGGGGCUGCAGACCUGGACGGAUUAGGGUUUUACAUAGCAAAACAUCUCUAAGAGGAUUAUUAAGGUUAGUUCUACUUGGCUGUAUCAUCUGGAAUAUUUGGAAAGCAUAUAACAGAAGCAUCUAUGAAGAUACAAGGGAAUCGAGGAUUGGGAUAACCAUUGAAAUCCAAAAAAUGAUUCAACAUUGGGUAUGGUCCAACAAGAAAGUACAGAAGAUUGCAAGAAAAGAGGAAAUUGAAGCUCUUAAUCUCAAACCUUACCUCUCUAAGAACAAAUGAAUGCCAUGGACGUUUCGCUGCAGAUCAGAUUAGGAAGCUGCUUCAGAAAAGAGUUAGAGGCAGUCGACUAGGCUCGUCUUUCUUGUAUUUGUUCUUUCUAAGUCUAUUGUUGUAUCUUUUACUUUCGGGGCUUCAGUCUAGUCCUCCCCGAACGUGUUCGAAUCUUGGUUAAUAAAUUUGGACUCAGGGUUUCUUCACAGUCUCGUGGAAGAGAAGGAAUUUUUACCAACUCCAGGGAAAACAUCCACCAAUUGAAUAGGCGGAGAAAAUGGCCAUUCAAAUCUCCAAAUUCGAGAAACUUAAAGAACUCCUACGUCCUCACCAGCACUCGCUUGCUCCAAGAAGGUGGAAGCCCCGCCAUAAAUCUUCUAAGCCACAACUCCACCUUCUCCUUCAAAAUUCAAUCAAAGGAGCUGUAAAUCCAGUUUUUGCAAAGGACUCUCUCUUUCGUUCAGUGUGCCAGGCUGCAGAAAACGACGGAGAUAGCAUUUGUGUUAAUCUUCCUCUUAGAGCUGGUUUGAGUAACAAUGUCUCCCAAGGAGACAAGGAUAUUGUUCUGGCACAGACCCAAUUUGUUGAAGGAACUGUCACAGAGGCAAUCAAUAAGCCAGAAUCUGUUGAGAGUCGAGGUAACUCUGACAUUUCUUCUUGCUCCUUGGUGAACGAGGGUGCUUAUAUUGAUUCCCUGAAAGGAAGGGAGGCAGUAGCAGGUAGGCAUGAUCAAGUUCAUAAGCUCCUUUCCCCCUUUGCAAAGGAAUUUAUCCCCCAAUCCAACUCUUUUAGCACUCUUUCGCAUCUUGGAACAGAAGAUAAUGUUUUGGUUAUGGAGGAAGAUCCUUUCAAACAUUUAAAUGAGAAAAAUUUGGUUCUUCAUUUUAAUGCUCUUGAAGAGAGAAUAUCCCCGAGUGACGAACCCAUUUGGUACAACCAUUCGGAUGUUGAAGAUGCCCCAUUCUUUGUGUCAAAAAUAAGGCCUUUAGCAAUCGAUCUUUCUAGAUGCUCAAAAAUCUCUAUGGAUUUACCAAAAGUCUUUAAACGAAGGAAACUCUUCUCUCCCUCACAGAUUGUUACACGUAGUAAAGCCAAGGUUCUCUCCUCUUGUAAGAGCAUUCUCCCUUCGGACAGUUUUUGGGUUUUGAGAUUCAUGAGUAGGUGCUUUAAGCUAUCAGGUCUUGUUGAGUGUGCACUCACGAUUGGUGGAACAUCUUUAGAUUAGAGAUUGGGUUUAAUGAAGGAUAGCCAUUUAUCUCUUGGGGUCCUAGUUUGCAAAGAGUGGUAUUAGGUCAUUUUAUUAGCACAAAUCAAGCUAUUUUUGGGAUGCUACAAUCAAGGACAAGCUAUGCUGGAUUAGAUCACUUAAAUGGUGGAAUGAAGGAUGUAUUUUGAUUUUAUCAGGCCAUAAAUCCCAAUCGGAAGAUAAGGUUGCUGGGAUUCCAAUAGAAAGACAACAAAUAUUGGGUUAAUUG